AUGCCUCCACGUCGCAGCACGCCGCGCAAGGGCCGCGCCGAGAGCGCGGAGAGCGCCUCCAGCACGCCUGCCAAAGCCGCCGCAUCGCCUUCGAGCACGACGGGUACGCCGCGCCGCACUGCACGCGGCCGCCGUUCCACCGCAAAGGCCGCCGAGACGAGCGCCGAGAAGACUGACGCGCCGACGCCGUCGCGCGGCCGUGCGCGCGGCGCCGCCAAAUCGGCUAGCCCCGCGGAGCGUGUGCAUACGCUCCCGACGCGCACCAACCCCCGUCUGUCUGAGGUCAAGUCCCGCCAGGUCAAGCUCCAGGUAAUUCGCCGCGAGGACAAGGAGAUCAUCAUCGGCCGCAUCAAGCUGCCCACCGUCAACGGCGCCGAGCACGGAUUUUUGCUCAAGCGCUUUGACACGAACGCAAUUGCAGGCUCGUCCAUGUUCCGCCUCGCCUUCCCGUUCGCUGACUCGGAGGAGGAGAGCGCAGAGAUGGCCUACCUCGAGUCGCGCUUCGACACCGACCUCGCGAACGGCGGCACACUCGCCCCGUCGACGCCGCGCCGUGGCCGCCGCGCCGCGAACGCGGACGAGGACAAGGGCAACCUGCCGCCGGGCUCGACCGGCGUGCGCCUGCAAGGCGUGUGGAUUCCGUGCGAGCACGCGACGCCGAUCGCCGACGAUUACGGCCUGCUCGAGCUCGCACAGCCUCUGCUGGAGGCUACUGCGGUGCUCCUGCCCAACGACGACGUCCCGCUACUGAACCCCGAGCCGGAGACGCUCGCGCUCGCCGCCGAGGCGAGCCAGGUGCCGCUCUCCACGCCGCAGCGCCAGGCGAAGCGCGCGCGCACUGCCGCCGCCGCGAGCCGCCAGGCGGUGGACGAGGCGACGAGCUCGACGCCGAUGCAGGCUGCCAGGCAGCUCCUGCCCGACUCGCCCGCGUCGCCGUCCAAGACGCGCCGCAGCACGCCCCGCCGCCAGACGCGCGCCGCCGCUGCCGCUGCCGAGGCGGACGCUGGUGCGCCGCUCACCCCCGCGCAGAUCGACGAGCAGAUCCGUGCUGCCAAGGAUCUCGCCGCCGACAUUGCCGCCGAGUCGUCUGCAGCGCCGUCCUCGUCGCGCCCCAAACGCCGCGCCGAGGAGGAGGCGGACGGCGCGGUGAGCGUCGUGCCCCAGGCCCAGACUGCCGUGCGCGCCCUGCGCCGCAGGCAGCAGCCGAUCAUGCGCGCGGCGGGCGCGCUCGGUGCCGCGGGCGCGGUCGGUAUCGGGGCCGCUGCCUGGUACGCGGGCACGCUCAACCUUGCCACGGCUGUGCCUGCCGCGCUGAACCAGCUUCAACGCACGGACUACAGCGCCGCACUGCACCACCUGCAGAACGUGGACUACUCGCAGGCGCUGCACACCAUCCAGCAGAACAUCCAGAGCUGGGGCACCGCCUGGUUCGCAUAG
This is a messenger RNA of Malassezia japonica, 1437 nucleotides long. RefSeq lists its product as uncharacterized. Gene Ontology annotation, cellular component: nuclear membrane complex Bqt3-Bqt4. The record is from RefSeq and is a predicted model, not a curated record. The coding region runs from base 1 to 1437 and encodes 478 amino acids. The transcript has a single exon. Lineage: Eukaryota; Fungi; Basidiomycota; Malasseziomycetes; Malasseziales; Malasseziaceae. Gene Ontology annotation, biological process: mitotic telomere tethering at nuclear periphery; meiotic attachment of telomere to nuclear envelope. Gene Ontology annotation, molecular function: DNA binding.